Molecule: messenger RNA, 4206 nt
Organism: Strongylocentrotus purpuratus (purple sea urchin)
Lineage: Eukaryota; Metazoa; Echinodermata; Echinoidea; Camarodonta; Strongylocentrotidae
Gene: ccdc39
Product: coiled-coil domain-containing protein 39
Exons: 21
Coding region: 331-3201 (956 amino acids)
Biological process (GO): inner dynein arm assembly; cilium-dependent cell motility; cilium movement
Cellular component (GO): axoneme
Source: RefSeq, a predicted model, not a curated record
UUACCACAGCAAACAGAUAAACUAUGUCGCUGUAGCCUCUACGUAUACUGUGAAUGUUGAUCUACGAAAAAAACUCUUGAACGUAGGGAUUAUUACAAAUUUGCAAGCUAAUUUCAUUGGUAUUACUUGUGGAAGGUGUCACCCUUUCCUUUUUUUUUAAAAACGGAACUUUUCACCUAUUCAGUUAGGCACUGAAGCUGAUUAUAUCAGUGUUGAUCGCCACUGUAACGUAACAACACCCCCUCUCUCGCCAUCUUCCACCGCCGUGCCUUGGGCAGCGCGGUCCUGUAGCUACAGCCGUGUGGAACGUCGAAAUCAAGCCAAUCCAACAUGAGCGUCAAGAGUGUUUUGAGUGAUAUGGAGUGGGACAGCGGGCUCCAAAUUCCUGUCGCCAAUCAGGUUAAUAAACUGCUGGAGGCACACGUUGCUAAAGGACAGAAAGAGAAGGCGAAACUCCAAGGGGAGGUCAGUCAGAAUGAAGACCGUGUUCAUGCUAUGUCAGAACAUAUGAAGAAUGUGCAGCAGGAACUCAACCAAACACAGAAUCUUUGCAGAGCCAGGGACAACGAGAUUGAGACAGAAAAUCACAUGAAGCUAGUGGCCCAGAGGGAAGAAGGGCGAUUGAAGCAAGAGAUCGUCAGGCAGGAGAAUGACCUCGGUGACAUCAAAGAGAGGAAAAACAUCCAUCAGAACACAAUUUUCAAGAACACGCAGAAGUUAGAGGAGCUCAAGUCGCAGCUGAACUGGGACCAGCAAGCCUUGGAAGCCUGGCUGGAGGAGUCCGCCAGGAAGGAUGAAGACUUCAUGACCAUCACCAAGUACAGGCAGAUCGAUGACGCCAAACUCAAGGAGUUGAGAUUGCAGAUGGAGAGAAUGACUGAGAUAUGCCAGAAGAAGAAGAAGGACUUAAAUUCAGAAAUGACAGAAACACUUACAGCACAGCUGGAGAUGGACAAGACUGCAGAAGAGUUCCGCAAGUCGCACAACGAUCGUCAACAGCUGAUAGAGCAGUGGGAGCAGACCAUAGAACAGAUGCAGCGCAGAGAUAGAGAGAUGGACAGGCUUGCCACGAAACUGGCAGAGGCCAAAUCGGAUCUGAUGGACCAUGAGGAGAUGGUGAAGGAGAAGCAGCAGUUCCUGGAGAGCGAGAUGGAGAACAACCAGGAGCAGAACAAGAAGAUCCAGGCCACAGACCGCCUGGCUGCUAGGCUCCGCCUGGACUAUCAAGACAACGAGAACCAGAGGAUUCAGUUUGCGGAUGAGCUGGAGACCCUGAAGUUCACAGUGGAGAGGACAGCCACUGACCUGGAGGCCAUGAGGAGACAGGUCAACGAACUCAAGAAGGAUGUAGAGGUCAAGAAAGAGAGAGUGGAAAAUGCCAAGAGGCACCGAGGUGAGCUGAUGAGUAAACUCAAGUCUGCCACGGACCAGUCCCUCUCGGCUGAGGAGAUGGCAGCCAUCAUGGACGGCAUGCUGCAAGAUGAGGAGACGACACUGCACUUCUUGGAGCAGGAACUCAAGAGGCUUAGAGAUCUGCAGUACAAGAGGUCCCAGGAGCUGUAUGAAGCCAAGACUGCAGAGAAAAACACAAACGCCGAGAUCCAAGGAGCCAGGGCAGCGAGUCGCAACCUUUCAAGCCGUAUCAACAAAAUGGACCAUGAUUCACUCAAGCAACAAGAGAUUAUUUAUAACCAGGAUUUCACGGUCCAGCAGCUGGAGCGUAAGAUAGCCCGCCUGGAAGGGGAGAGGAGCACGGAGGAGAUGGACAUGCUCAACGCUCGGAUCAAGGAACUCACAAACUUCCUGGAAGAGCGCAACAACACGCACGGUCUGCUCAGCAACCAGCUCAAGCGAUUGCAGGACGACAUACGUCGGGUCAAGCGUGACCUCGACAAGAGCGGGGCGGAGAAGGCCGACCUGACAAGCAAGAUUGAGGAGCUCAACCUUCACAAUGAUAGCUCCAACCGUGAACUCAAGCACAUCGUCAGGGAUAAGCAGGACCAAAUGGUGGAUGAGAAUAUUCUCAAGUUGGAGCUGAAGCGGCUUCGAGACAUCCUCAACUCGCGAGCUGAUGAGGUCAUGACGCUGGAGAAACGCAGACUGCAGCUGGAAACGGCUAUGAAUGAGAGACGGAAGGAGAUAACUAUCCACAAGGAGAUGUUGAGGGCGCAAUUGAAGGCCAACGAGGAAGAGCGCAGCACAGUUAGUUCUGAGUUGCAUGACCGCAUCGGUAGAAUUGACAAGCUUCGCAAAAGAUAUGAGAUUCUGAUGGUUACCAUGGCGCCACCGGAAGGUGAGGAGGAUCGCUCCCAAGCAUUCUAUGUCAUUAGGGCCGCCCAGGAGAAGGAGGCCCUACAGAGGAAGGGAGACGAGCUGGAUGCCAGGAUCCGUAAGGCAGAGAAGGAGAUCAAAGCCCUGGAGAACACCCUCAGACUAAUGAACGGACGCAACGAGCAGUACAGGAAGAGCUUCAACAGGGUGACCGAAACAAGCGAAGAGUUUGAGGAGAAGCAACGGCUCGAGGAACAGCUCAGGGCAGCCAUGGACAAGUACAAGUACAAGAGAAGACAGAUCAGGGAGCUACAGGAUGAUCUGCAGACCAUGAGCUCCACCAUGGAAAACCUCGGUAGAGACGAGAGCGCCUACUCCGAGAUGAUCCAGGAGAAAGAGAACAAGAAGCAGCAACUAAGCAAAGAGCUUGACGAUCAAAAGGUCAAGAUUGAUAGGGUCAUGAAGCAGAUUGCUCGCUACGCCAAGGAGCUACGGGCUAGCAGAAGGGUCAAAGGUGAAACUCAUGAAGAGAAUGACUUUGAGCUGAGGGAGUUGCGAGAGUUCAACAAGAACGUGAUGAAGAUGAUGGGUGAGGUGAUCCAUUCUUACCCUGACAUAUCACCAACUGCUCAGAUGCUCUUCUCUCAAGCCGGACUCGCAGUACCACCCCCACCCAGUGCCACUCAGAGGUCAUCCAGACCAGGGUCAGCUUACAGCAGUCGCAGCCUCACAUCCCCAAAGACACCCUCUUCAGUCCGGAGUGGUGCAUCGAGUCGAGCCAGCAGCCUGGGGAUGAAGACGGUGGACGUUGGUGGGUUUGGCCUGUCCAGCAGUCCAGCUGGGACACCAAAGAGUGGACGAUCGCCCGCCGGAUCCCGAGCAGGUAGCCGGGUCAGCAGCCAGGGCAGUCUUCGAAGUGGGCGACGCUGAUGCACCAGGGGGUGGGGGGGGGGCAGCAGAUGUUUAGGGGGUGGGAGGGCUAGCUUUUUUCUUAGGAAUCAGUAGACUUUAUGUAUUUCUUUUAGCUGAGGUCAGGGGUCAAGUUUUAGAGGUCACCUCUUUAUAUAUAUAUUAUUGAACCAGUUUUUGUGAUUACCAUUGUUUACAGAGAGGCUAAGAAUUUCACCAACUGAGACAAAAAUGGAGAAGAAAUGAGAAGGGUAGAGACUAGAAGUAGAUGAAAAGAUUUUCAUGUAUCUCUUCUCUGCAUUUAAAACGAAACACAGAUUUGUGAAAAAAGAAACAAAGGAAGGGUAAGAAAAAGAUAAUUGUCAUUUGGAGAUACAGUUGACAUGGGGAAAGAAAAGGAUGAAGUAAGAGAAUAGAACCAAUUCUUGUUAUUGAACAAGAAUUCCAUAUUGUCUUGUGGGCAAAUCACAAAAUCUUUUGAAUGUGAUACAUUCCAAAUGAAAGAAUUGAAGUUGUGAAAGAGAAAGAGAGAGAGAGAGAGAGGGGGGAAGAAACAAAGAAAAAGAAAUUAGCAAGGUAGUACAAGAAAGAGCUUGAAUAAUUGGGGACAAUUGAAAUUGAAUUCUGGAUUUUUGUCCUCUGAAUCACCUUGCUUGUACAGUACAUGUAUUCAUGAACAUUUAUAUAUUGUAUAUAAGAAAUCUAAUUAAAUAAACAUGUCUCCUGUUUUUGUACAGUGUAAAUAGAAGAAUUUCUGUAUAGAAUUGACAUAUGGUAUGAGUGGAAUGAAAAAAAGAGGAAUGCAGAUAUGUAUAGAAGUUUGUAAAACCUAUAUUCAAAUUGGUCAUUCUUUUUACAAUGCCUAUCAAUUUCAUUAACAAAUGAAAUUUAUAUCUUUGGAAAAUCUAAUUUAGAUUUUAUAAUUGUAAAUUAGCAUAAAAAGGAGUUCUUACUAUUUGUCAUGAUCUGUGAGUACUUAUACUAUAUGUUUGAUUGUGUAAUAAAACCUCACUUUAAAAAAGGAAA